GGUAGUCACGUGCUCAUUCAGAUUUGGCACGUGUCCAGCAAGCGUGGUGAUAUGUCCAGCGGGCUUGGUCACGUGUCCAGCAGGCGUGGUCACGUGUACAGCAGCCUGGAAUUUGAGUCGUGUCCAGCGGGCGUAGUCACGUGUGCAACUGACGCGGUCACGUGUCCAACUUACGAGGUCACGUGUGCAACUGACGCGGUCACACGUCCAACUGACAAGGUCACGCGUCCAACUGACGAGGUCACGUGUCCAACUUACGAGGUCACGUGUGCAACUGACACGGUCACGCGUCCAACUGACACGGUCACACGUCCAACUGACGAGGUCACGUGUCCAACUGACACGGUCACACGUCCAACUGACGAGGUCACGCGUCCAACUGACGAACUCACGCGUCCAACUGACACGGUCACGCGUGCAACCGACGAGGUCACGCGUCCAACCGACGAGGUCACGCGUCCAACCAACGAGGUCACGCGUCCAACCGACACGGUCACGCGUGCAAAAGACGAGGUCACGCGUCCAACCGACACGGUCAUGCGUCCAACCGACGAGGUCAAGCGUCCAACCGACGAGGUCACGCGUCCAACCGACGAGGUCACGCGUGCAACCGACGAGGUCAUGCGUCCAACCGACGAGGUCACGCGUGCAACCGACGAGGUCACGCGUCCAACCGACGAGGUCACGCGUCCAACCGACACGGUCACGGCGUGCAAGUGA
Priapulus caudatus is the source of this 720-nucleotide messenger RNA. RefSeq names its product cell surface glycoprotein 1-like. Lineage: Eukaryota; Metazoa; Priapulida; Priapulimorpha; Priapulimorphida; Priapulidae. The record is from RefSeq and is a predicted model, not a curated record. The transcript has 2 exons. The annotation marks the transcript as partial.